Messenger RNA from Xiphias gladius (swordfish), 1787 nucleotides. Its product is annotated as tetraspanin-8-like. The transcript is spliced from 10 exons. Gene Ontology annotation, cellular component: membrane. Lineage: Eukaryota; Metazoa; Chordata; Actinopteri; Istiophoriformes; Xiphiidae. Bases 1 to 888 code for a protein of 295 amino acids. The record is from RefSeq and is a predicted model, not a curated record.
AUGCGCUGGCGAAGUUCUCUAAAGGAAUUGGAAGCAUGGGACACUAAGAAAGAUGAAAGCUUGAAACAUUUUACUGACCACGAUUUCACGAGAAACAGAAUGGGGAACGUGGACGUCUGUUUGAAACGGGGUUACAUUACCGUGGCCAGUGUGAUCGGGAUCGUCAGUGCCCUACUGUUGGCAAUCACUGUGUUUAGCCAUGGAUACGUCCAUGAACAAGAAGAGAUGCUCAAAGACCUGCAAAUCAUGUAUAUUAUUUCCAUUGUCACUUUGCUCUUGACCAUCAUUGGUGUGUUUGGUGCCUGGAAAAAGAAGAAGUGGGCGCUAAUAUCGUUUACAGUUGGAAUGAUCCUGAGCAGUCUGUUCAUGUUUGUGUGUGAAAGUAAUGGACUGGCUAUGAAACCUGAGGUGGCUGAAGAAUUGAAGAGGCAAUACCUGAAUAUGGGACUGCUGAGUAAUACUAGUUGGAUUUUUAAAGGCCGCCUCAAGGAAGCACAGAUGGAACUGCAGUGUUGUGGGCUGGAUCAGGGCUACGUGGACUGGGGUUAUGACAUCCCAGAAUCCUGCAUGUGCACUGAAGAGUCCACUAAUCCAUGUGUGGCAGCGCCUAGAGACAGCAUACUCUUUGAGCACAGUAUCAAUGACGAGCCCAUCAUGAUUUAUAAAGAGCCAUGCCUUCAAUACCUUAUUGCGGAAGAGAUGAUUGCCGUAAAUAUUGCGUUGGGCCUGAUGCUGGGAGUCACAUUACUCUGGGUUUUGUCAGUGGUGUUGUGUAUCUUAAUCUUGUGUCGGCUGGAUAAGAAGGGAAAUACCCCUGCAGUGGUCUACAGUCCGGAGGCCAAAGCAGGCAACUACACCACUCUUACAGAGUCUGUAGAGUUCACCUGAUUUUCUUUUUUUUCUUUUUUCUUCUUCUUUGUGCUGGCCCUCUACACCAGUGGAAGUCAUCAUGUCAGCAUAUUUAGCUAUCUUGAGAAAAAAUAUUGGCAAAAAUGGGAUUUGUCAAGGUUACCGAGUGCAUUCAUGAUGCUUAAAUAUAUCAGAAGUUGCCUCCAACAUGUAAUGUUGCAUUUCUAUUUCUUUCUUCAAUGCGUUUGUUUAGUUUGUUGGCUCUUUAAACCUUGAACCCUUUACUCAUUUUUGUCAUCCCUGAAGAUACACGGUUUUUGCCUUGCAGUGGCAAAAUUGUGGGCUAUGCAAGGAAGUAGCACAUACUGUGAAAGAGUAUUCCCUUUGUGUUAAUCAAAAAAGAUGAUGAAAACUAAGAUACAUAAGCUACACAUUAAGUCGUAGCUCAGUUGUAGAAUAAAUGAAAGAGAGAGUUCAAGAAAGAACUGAAGUGUGUUAACCAAUGAAUAAAUUUAAACUCUGUAGUGGUAUUUUCAUUGCCUACUGGAAUCGUGAUUUCGCACAUUUGUUCCAAAGAUGUAAGCCCUGGCACACAGCAAAAUGAGGCGUAUUGUAAGACAUGAAAAUAGAGUAAAAAAAUUUUAAAAAAUGAGAUGGUUAAAGAAAAUGUUGAUUUUUAAGAAAAAAAGCACUGAUGAAGAUAUGGCUGCAGAAAUAUGGAUGUAUUAGAGCCUUAACAAGAAUGUUUGUAUUUUGUGGUUUUAUAGCUUUUUCUGUAUCAUAUUGUGCCACAUUUUUGUAAACGUUGUUUUUUUUUAAUUUUUCCAACUUUGCAGUGACAUUUUAAUUAAAGAAUUUACUGGAGUCCUAGGGCAGUUUUAUAGUCAAUUCAUAUUUAUAUUUUGACACUAUUACUUUAAUCUUUAAAAGGAUAUAAU